AAGUCUAAAAAUAAAAUUAAAAAGGGAGUUUUUCUCCAACAACUCCACGACGACUUUUUCAGAAGCCGCCAACUUCCUUCUUGCUCUUCAUUUCUACACUCAUCAAUCUCUCAUUACACAACCAACAUACCAAAAUCAGACAUUUAAAUCACAAACAAAACAAAAUCAUGGGCUGGGGAAACAUCUUCUUCUCAAUGCUAAUUACAUUCUCAGUAGCACUCAUUACAUACAACAUUCUCAUCUCUGCUAAUGCACCUCUCAAGCAAGACCUUCCCAAUGGCCCUUCUACUCUCACAACUGACCCCAUCAUCAAGAUGCCACUUCAACGCUCCAAAAAGAGACUGUUCCACACUGCUGUGACCUCUUCUGACUCUGUUUAUAAUACUUGGCAGUGUAGAAUUAUGUAUUACUGGUUCAAGAAGUUUCAGAAUCAACCUAAUUCUGAGAUGGGUGGGUUUACUAGGAUCUUGCACUCUGGGAAAAGUGAUCAGUUUAUGGAUGAGAUCCCUACUUUUGUUGCCCAGCCUCUUCCCUCCGGUAUGGAUCAGGGAUAUAUAGUUUUGAACAGACCAUGGGCAUUUGUACAAUGGCUUCAACAAGCAGACAUAAAAGAAGAUUACAUACUUAUGGCAGAGCCUGAUCAUAUUAUUGUUAAGCCAAUACCAAAUUUGUCGAAAGAUGGUUUUGGAGCUGCAUUUCCCUUCUUUUACAUCGAGCCAACGAAGUAUGAAUCGGUCCUCCGAAAGUACUUCCCUGAGGACAAGGGACCAGUAACUAACAUUGAUCCUAUAGGAAAUUCUCCUGUCAUUAUAGCGAAGGAAUCGCUUAAGAAAAUUGCUCCCACUUGGAUGAAUGUUUCGUUAGCAAUGAAGAAAGAUCCUGAAACAGAUAAAGCUUUUGGCUGGGUGCUUGAGAUGUAUGCUUAUGCCGUUUCAUCUGCUCUUCAUGGCAUUAGCAAUAUAUUAUACAAGGACUUCAUGAUUCAGCCCCCAUGGGAUACAGAAGUUGGCAGGAAGUUCAUAAUUCACUACACUUACGGAUGCGACUUUGACAUGAAGGGUAAGCUAACAUAUGGGAAGAUUGGAGAAUGGAGGUUUGACAAAAGAUCUUAUGAAAGCGUCGCACCCCCAAGAAACCUUUCCCUGCCUCCACCGGGUGUAUCUGAAAGCGUGGUAACUUUAGUGAAAAUGGUGAAUGAAGCCACAGCAAACAUUCCAAAUUGGGGAUCAUAGAUGGAAGUAAGCAGUGUACAGCAAGCUUUUAGUAUUGGAAACCAAGUUCAGGAAUUGAAACCUAAUUCAAUACCUAAAUUAGAGCAUAACACCGCUGUUGAUUGCAUACUACUGUAUUUUAACUGUUCCACUAGUGCAUUUGAUUGAUAAGGUUUCUCCA
This is a messenger RNA of Mercurialis annua (annual mercury), 1392 nucleotides long. RefSeq names its product hydroxyproline O-arabinosyltransferase 1. The transcript is spliced from 8 exons. Gene Ontology annotation, molecular function: glycosyltransferase activity. The record is from RefSeq and is a predicted model, not a curated record. Lineage: Eukaryota; Viridiplantae; Streptophyta; Magnoliopsida; Malpighiales; Euphorbiaceae. Bases 168 to 1232 code for a protein of 354 amino acids.